AUAAUGUCAAAUCAAAAUGAGCGAUAAGUCACUUCGGAAGAGAACGUUACCAUUCUGUACAGAGGGGUGAUUAAGUAAGAGGAGCGUUUGUAUUGUACUGUAUCUACAGGUGGUUAUGGCCACGUAUGACAGGAGAAACAUUUGAUUAAAAGUUUCGAAAGGAGUCAAUUUCAAGAAAAUGAGUUUCAUCUCCCGCAUCACCUGCUUCUUUUCAUCCACCAAAGAAAACUUUUUAGCAUUUGCUUCUAAUUAUAAACGAGCUUAUGUUGAUGAAUUUCCCUCCUCUUUAAUUAGGACAAAGCAUUUUAGUGAAAGAGGUUUGCACGAAACGCGACUCAGUAGAUGUCUUAAUGUAUUUGAUAUAACUUUCUUAGGAAUUGGUAGUACGCUGGGACUUGGAAUGUAUGUUCUAGCUGGGCAAAUUGCUAGUACUAAAGCUGGACCAGCUGUUACUUUAUCAUAUUUUAUUGCUGCUCUUGCAUCAGUUUUUGCAGGUCUUUGUUAUGCAGAAUUUGGAGCGAGAGUUCCAAAAGCAGGAUCGGCUUAUGUUUACAGCUAUGUUACAGUUGGAGAGUUUAUUGCAUUUAUUAUUGGAUGGAAUCUCAUCCUGGAAUAUGCCAUUGGAACUGCAUCAGUUGCCAGAGGUUACAGUGGCUAUGUUGACUCUUUGAUUGGGAAUAAAAUACAGAAUUUUUUUGAAAAAGUAAUGCCAAUAGAUAUUCCAAACAUGUCAUCUUAUCCUGAUUUUUUUGCUUUUGGAAUUGUUAUGCUAUUAACAGUUUUGCUUUCAUUUGGAGUAAAGGAGUCAUCAAAAUUGAAUAAUGUAUUUACUGUUGUUAACUUAUUAGUUGUAGUAUAUGUGCUCAUUUGUGNAGUGAAAGAGGUUUGCACGAAACGCGACUCAGUAGAUGUCUUAAUGUAUUUGAUAUAA
This is a messenger RNA of Centruroides sculpturatus (bark scorpion), 931 nucleotides long. Its product is annotated as cationic amino acid transporter 2-like. Gene Ontology annotation, molecular function: amino acid transmembrane transporter activity. Gene Ontology annotation, biological process: amino acid transport; transmembrane transport. NCBI's taxonomy places the organism in Eukaryota, Metazoa, Arthropoda, Arachnida, Scorpiones, Buthidae. The coding region runs from base 179 to 931 and encodes 250 amino acids. The record is from RefSeq and is a predicted model, not a curated record. Gene Ontology annotation, cellular component: plasma membrane. The transcript is spliced from 6 exons.